This is a messenger RNA of Amblyraja radiata (thorny skate), 727 nucleotides long. RefSeq names its product interleukin-6-like. Gene Ontology annotation, molecular function: interleukin-6 receptor binding; cytokine activity. The record is from RefSeq and is a predicted model, not a curated record. Gene Ontology annotation, biological process: immune response; cell differentiation. Bases 24 to 641 code for a protein of 205 amino acids. NCBI's taxonomy places the organism in Eukaryota, Metazoa, Chordata, Chondrichthyes, Rajiformes, Rajidae. The transcript has 5 exons. Gene Ontology annotation, cellular component: extracellular region.
GCUUUGAUCAAGAGAAACACAACAUGAGACCGGCUCAAAAUUUUUACCUGCUGUUCCUGGCGAUGUGCGGAAGAGUCGCCGCUUUUCCCGUGACGGAGCUGGUGGAUGCGGCGGGGCGGUUACAGACACCCGCCCUGGGCUGUGCAACCUGCGCCCCCCUGGCGCUGCAGAUACGGAGCACAGCGGCAGCGCUGCGGGACACCCAGUUGUGCGAGUUUUUCUCCUUCUGUGACGGGGACCAGGGCUCGUUGCUCACUUACGACUUUAACCUGCCGCAGAUCCGAGCUCAGGACAGAUGUACUAUGAUCAGUUUCCACAAGGAAACAUGCCUCAGAGCGAUUGCAACAGGUCUCCAAAAAUACCACCCCUUCUUGGUAUCAGCGGAAACAUCUAUCGUGAGCUCAAACGAUCAAAUGAUAUGGGUGCGAUCCAGCUCCUGGCGCCUAUCUGAAUUGUUAAUGCACCAGUUGAAUGUCGAGUUUGGCAUCAGUGGUGUGGGCCAGAGCGAGUUGGAAGAUUCUGUCUCGGACUUGGUGUCAAAAACAGACUGGAACAGACAAGUGAACGUGCAUGUCACCCUGCGAGACUUCACUCGGUUCAUGGAGAAAUCAUCCCGAGCCCUUCGCUUCAUGAGACUGUGAGACCACAGGACGGGCUCACCCCAGACUUGGCAGAGAGAGAAGGAACUGCAGAUGCUGGUUUAAACUGAAGAUAGAUACAAAAAACU